AUGGAGAAGCCAUCGAACGACGACGGCAGCAGACAAGGAGAAGGACCAUAUCAGCAAGCUGCCGGACGACAUUCUCGUCCAGAUCCUGUCCUUGUGCCCCUACAGGAAUCUCAUGAGAACGGUGUCGGUUUCAACAAGGUGGGAGCGCCUCCUCUCCCAACUCCUGGACCUGACUUUCUGCCUGUCGUUGCCUGUGGAAUGCUGGUGCUAUCGUUCUGGUACGCCGUCAGGCCGCCGCACAUCCACGGCGCCGGUGUCAACGCCCUUCGGUACCCGACGCUGCUGGGACACGGUGGUGCGCGAGGACUUCCCGCUCGGCACCACCGUGUUCCCGUCACUGCCAGUAUAAGCAUCUCGUCGGACACCUUGCCUCGCCUCAAACACCUUCGCUUCACCAACGUCAGCGUGAGGACAGAUGACACCAAAGCCGCCAUCACCUUGCUCGCCGAUGACCUGAGGACUAUCCGCAUGUCAUGCCGUAGGUACAGCAAGACUGAAUCACCAUCGGAGCCGGUGUUGUUCUUGUGUCACUCGGGCGUCACAGCCGUGUUCACCAAAUACUCGUUGUUCCGCUUACGUGCACCCAAGCUGGCGGUGUUCGAGUGGCGAUGCUGCUAUGCUGACGAGGUGCGCAUUGAGGCCGUGGGCUGCCUCUCCGACGUCGCGAUCGAGGUUGCCGCCGGUACAAUGCCGACGCCGACUCCGAUUGUCACGGAACCCAAGUACAUGACGAUACAACAACGUGACAAACUUAUGACCGACAUCCUUCAAGGGCUAAUGCCUGGGCUGCAGCCGCGCACUUGGAAAGAUGUAUCGAGUAAAAGGGUCGAGCAUCUGUGA
Miscanthus lutarioriparius is the source of this 840-nucleotide messenger RNA. Lineage: Eukaryota; Viridiplantae; Streptophyta; Magnoliopsida; Poales; Poaceae. The record is from the annotation of a GenBank genome assembly.